AUGGAGGAGCUCAAUGAGCUAAUUUACGACAGGGUCCACAACAAGAAAUGGUUUACUGCUCGUGGACUGGAAUCGCUUUCGAAAGGCACUGGUCAAAGCGUUGAUUUGCUGGCGAAAGUGAUCUGCUUUUUUCUUUUCAUCCUACUCAUCACCAGUAGAAACUGGAUUGUGUGCAACACCAUCCUCGUCGUCGUUCCUCUUCUAUUAACUUAUGUUUAUCCUAACGAGAAGCCUCCAACAAGCAACAUGCGUGUCUAUUGGAUAAGUGCUUUCAUAGUUACGGCUUUCGAUCGCAUGCUAGAAACAUUUCCAUUAUACUACGUUAUCAAACUAUCCACUCUUCUCUUUUUACUGGUCGAACCGUCAUGUCUGAAUGAAAAGCUCAAAAAAUUCUUCAAAAUAUCUGAAAAGUCCUUAAAGCGAGGUGAAGUUCCUGUUCAAGCAGAGCCUCCAAAGCCUCCGCCUCCCCCGCCGUCGACGGCAUGGGGUAGAUUCACAGAAUCUAUUCGAUCAGCUCUUGGAGGAGCUCCGGCUCCCGCACCUGCUCCACCACAACCGGUCAGGCAAAUUCCGUCACCGCAAACCCGAAGUCGAAGGUCCACCUCACAGAGGACGGCAGUGAUGGGCACACCAAAAACGGCGAGCCAGCGAAGGUCGCCGGUUUCUGGCGCGCCUACACCUUACGACGCGAAGCCGUUGGUGCAGUCCAAACUGUCGUCAUCUACUUCUGAGUCGAUCGCACAAGCCAGCAUCGCGCCAGGUCCGCCUGUAGGAGUAGGGGAACAGCGACCUACGCCGUCAACGUAUAUUAACAUACCGAAGCCCGUUAACUAG
This is a messenger RNA of Ostertagia ostertagi, 834 nucleotides long. The record is from the annotation of a GenBank genome assembly. NCBI's taxonomy places the organism in Eukaryota, Metazoa, Nematoda, Chromadorea, Rhabditida, Trichostrongylidae.